Belonocnema kinseyi is the source of this 1129-nucleotide messenger RNA. RefSeq names its product iron-sulfur protein NUBPL (gene Nubpl). The record is from RefSeq and is a predicted model, not a curated record. Gene Ontology annotation, molecular function: ATP-dependent FeS chaperone activity; 4 iron, 4 sulfur cluster binding; ATP binding. The transcript is spliced from 4 exons. Bases 83 to 1030 code for a protein of 315 amino acids. Gene Ontology annotation, cellular component: mitochondrion. Gene Ontology annotation, biological process: iron-sulfur cluster assembly; mitochondrial respiratory chain complex I assembly. Lineage: Eukaryota; Metazoa; Arthropoda; Insecta; Hymenoptera; Cynipidae.
UAACGUGUUCAAAAUUCUCGACCUUGUAUCAUUGCUCGCUUGUUCAUGAUAGUUUUGAGGUUAACUAGUUCUUAUAGCAAACAUGUCCCGAACAAAAAUAUCAAUUUUAGCGAAACGGUCACUGAUCUUCGACCGCGUGCCAAGAAACUUCAGAAACUUUUGUACCACAAAAUCGAACAAGGCAACUAAAGAAGACCUUGAAACUCGGCGUAGAGAAGUAAUGGGACGAGGUCUUCCAAAGCAAAAACCAAUCGAAGGUGUAAAGCAGAUUUUAAUAGUUGCCUCUGGAAAAGGAGGAGUCGGAAAAUCAACUACCUCUGUUAAUUUAGCCGUAGCUUUAAAAAUGAACGAUCCUGAAAAACAAGUCGGAUUAUUAGAUGCAGACGUUUUCGGUCCAUCUGUUCCUUUAAUGAUGAAUUUAGACGAAUCUCCAGAAUUAAACGCGAAAAAUAUGAUGGAACCACUCGUCAAUUAUGGUGUCAAGUGUAUGUCGAUGGGAUUGUUAGUAAAUAAAGAAUCGGCUAUGAUUUGGAGAGGACUUAUGGUGAUGAGUGCUUUGGAUAAAUUAAUUCGACAAGUGGCCUGGGGCCCCUUAGAUUAUUUAAUAGUCGACACUCCCCCAGGAACAGGAGACACUCAUCUAUCCCUGGUUCAAAAUAUCCCUGUAGAUGGCGUUUUACUCGUUACGACACCGCAAAAAACUGCUCUUGAUGUCACAAGAAGAGGGGCCCUUAUGUACAAAAAAUUAAAUGUCCCUCUUGUUGGAAUUGUUGAAAACAUGAGCAGUGUUAUUUGUCCAAAAUGCAAUCAUGAAGCUUCUCUAUUCAGAGAUGGAUCUCUAAAUCUCGCUUGGGAAAUGGGCAUAAACAUCUUGUGCAAAAUUCCAAUCAAUGACGACAUCGCUGUGGGAUGUGAUAGCGGAAAACCAAUUCUAGUCUUGAAACCGAAUUCUAGAUCAUCAGAAAUUUACAAAAAAUUGGCAAAGGACGUUUCUCAAUUUUUACAAGAGCAGCGAGUCAAUGCCACGUGAAAAGUGGACGAGAUUUUGUAUUCAGAUGUAUUACGAAUAAUUUUUUUUUAUUAAAUGAUAUUUCAGGAUGGCUAUUUUAAUCGAGAAAACCAAUUCCCG